AUGGCAGACCUGCCGGGGUGGCUGACCCUGCUCGGGGCCCUGGUGUUGUCAGGAGGGCUCUGCAUGAACCAGGAGGAGCGGCUCAUCCACUAUCUCUUUGAGGAGAAGGGCUAUGACAAGGAGGUGCGCCCCGUCAUCACCACUGACCAGGUCGUGGACGUCUACCUGGCUCUCACCCUCUCCAACCUCAUCUCGCUGAAAGAGGUGGACGAGACACUCACCACCAACGUAUGGCUCGAGCAUGGCUGGACCGAUUACCGCCUGCAGUGGAACAAGUCCGAGUUCGGGGACAUCGAGGUGCUCCGCCUGCAGGCAGACAUGCUGUGGCUGCCCGAGAUAGUCCUGGAAAACAACAACGAUGGGCUCUUCGAGAUCGCCUACUACUGCAAUGUCCUCAUCUACAGCACAGGUGACGUCUACUGGCGCCCGCCAGCCAUCUUCCGCAGCGCCUGUCUCAUCAACGUCGACUUCUUCCCCUUUGACUGGCAGAACUGCACCCUCAAAUUCAGCUCCUUGACAUACAAUGCCCUGGAGAUCAGCAUGCACCUGAAGACGGAGACUGACCCAGAUACAGGCAAGAGUUACCCAGUAGAGUGGAUCAUCAUUGACCCUGAAGGCUUCACAGAGAACGGGGAAUGGGAAAUCAUCCACCGCCCGGCUCGCAAGAACAUCCACCCUCACAACCCUCCCGAGAGCACUGAGCACCAGGAUAUCACCUUCUACCUCAUCAUCAAGCGCAAGCCACUCUUCUAUAUCAUCAACAUUGUCACACCCUGCAUCCUCAUCGCCUUCAUGGCCAUCCUUGUCUUCUACCUGCCCGCCGACAGUGGUGAGAAGAUGACCCUGGUGAUCUCAGUGCUCCUUGCCCAGUCGGUCUUUCUCCUGCUCAUCUCCCAGCGCCUGCCCGCCACCUCCCACGCUAUUCCCCUCAUUGGCAAGUACCUGCUUUUCAUCAUGCUGCUGGUGACAGCCGUGGUUGUGAUCUGCGUCGUGGUCCUCAAUUUCCAUUUUCGCACCCCCAGCACCCACAUCAUGUCUGACUGGGUCAAAGAGGUCUUCCUGGAGACCCUUCCUCACCUGCUGGGCAUGUCACAGCCGUCUGAGAGCCCGGCAGGCGCCCCUUGCAUCCGGCGCUGCAGCUCAGCUGGCUACAUUGCCAAGGCAGAGGAGUACUUCAGCGUCAAGUCCCGCAGCGAGCUCAUGUUCGAGAAGCAGUCGGAGCGGCACGGGCUGGCCAGCCGUGUCACCCCUGCCCGUUUGGCACCGAUGGAUACAGGCAAGGAGCAGCUCUAUGAGCACAUAAAACCCGUUGUUGAUGGUGCCAACUUCAUCGUCAAGCACAUACGGGAGAAAAACAGCUACAAUGAGGAAAAGGACAACUGGAACCACGUGGCCCGGACCCUGGACCGCCUCUGCCUCUUCCUCAUCACUCCCAUGCUGGUGGUAGGCACCCUCUGGAUCUUCCUCAUGGGCAUCUACAACCACCCACCGGUGCUGCCCUUCACGGGAGACCCCUAUGACUACCGGGAGGAGAACAAGCGCUUUGUCUAG
Messenger RNA from Apaloderma vittatum (bar-tailed trogon), 1551 nucleotides. RefSeq names its product cholinergic receptor, nicotinic, delta (muscle) (gene CHRND). Lineage: Eukaryota; Metazoa; Chordata; Aves; Trogoniformes; Trogonidae. Gene Ontology annotation, molecular function: acetylcholine-gated monoatomic cation-selective channel activity; transmembrane signaling receptor activity. The transcript has 12 exons. Bases 1 to 1551 code for a protein of 516 amino acids. Gene Ontology annotation, biological process: regulation of membrane potential; nervous system process; chemical synaptic transmission. Gene Ontology annotation, cellular component: postsynaptic membrane; synapse; neuron projection. The record is from RefSeq and is a predicted model, not a curated record.